Molecule: messenger RNA, 2193 nt
Organism: Raphanus sativus (radish)
Lineage: Eukaryota; Viridiplantae; Streptophyta; Magnoliopsida; Brassicales; Brassicaceae
Product: coronatine-insensitive protein 1-like
Exons: 3
Coding region: 146-1972 (608 amino acids)
Biological process (GO): SCF-dependent proteasomal ubiquitin-dependent protein catabolic process
Cellular component (GO): SCF ubiquitin ligase complex
Source: RefSeq, a predicted model, not a curated record
CCCACUUUCCCCCCCCAAAAUAAAUAUAUUAUCAUCAACAACAACAGACGAGAUUCUCUACAUUGAUUCCUCUCCCACUUUCUUCUUCCUACGCGUGUCCCUCGCUGCUUCAAAACGAAUCGAAUCUUGACGUCGACGGCCGGCGAUGAAGGAUCCCGACGCCAAGAAGCGCAGAUCAACCCCCUCGAACGUCGACGACGUCAUCUCCCUCGUCAUGCCUCUCGUAACCGACGCCAAAGACCGCGACUCCGCAUCCCUCGUCAACCGCACAUGGCUCAGAGCAGACUCCGAGACCAGGGAGCACGUCACCAUGGCCCUCUGCUACGCCUCGCUCCCCGAACGCCUCAGCCGGAGGUUCCCGAACCUGACGUCUCUCAAGAUCAAGGGGAAGCCCCGCGCCGCGAUGUUCGACCUCAUCCCGGAGAACUGGGGAGGGUUCGUGUCCCCCUGGGUGAACGAGAUCGCUCUGUCGAUGCGGAGGAUCAGGUCCGUGCAUUUCAGGAGGAUGAUCGUGAGCGACUUGGAUCUUGAUGUGUUGGCGAGGGCGAGGUUGGACGAGCUCGAGGUUUUGAAGCUUGAUAAGUGCUUGGGGUUCUCUACCGAUGGGCUCUUGACCAUCGUUAAACACUGCAGGAAAAUCAAAACGUUGUUGAUGGACGAUAGUUCGGUUCUCGAAAAGAACGGUGAUUGGCUACACGAGCUCGCCUUGCACAACACGUCUCUCGAGGUUCUAAACCUCUACAUGACAGAGCUCACGAAACUCAUCCCCAGAGACUUGGAAACCAUAGCUAAAAACUGCCACCGCUCUCUGGUCUCCGUCAAAGUCGGCGGCGACUUUGACAUGCUGGAGCUGGUCGGGUUCUUCAACGCCGCUGUUAACCUCGAAGAGUUUUGCGGCGGCUCCUUGGAUGAGGAUCCCGAAUGGCCUGACAAGUACACGAAACUGACUUUCCCUCCAAAGCUAUCCCGUGUGGGACUCUCUUACUUGGUAGCAAAGGAAAUGCCGAUACUGUUCCCGUUCGCUGCUCAAAUCCGAAAGCUGGAUCUUCUCUAUGCGUUUCUCGAAACCAACGAUCAUUGCCAACUGAUCCCAAAGUGUCCUAAUCUUGAAGUUCUUGAGACGAGGAAUGUGAUAGGAGACAAGGGACUAGAGGCACUUGCGAAGUACUGUAAGAAGCUGAAGCGGCUGAGGAUCGAACGGGAUGCAGAUGAAGACGAGAUGAAUGAAGAUAGACGAGGUGCAGACGAAGAUGGGAACGAGGACUUGGGGUAUUUAGUGACGCAGAGAGGGCUAACGGCUCUGGCUAAGGGAUGCAAGGAGCUAGAGUACAUUGCGGUGUACGUCGCUGACGUAACCAACGAGUGUCUCCGAACCAUAGGCGGGCAUCUGAAAAGCCUCGUGGACUUCCGCCUCGUCUUGAUCGACCUAGAAGAUAUGAUAGUAGCGGAUUUGCCGCUGGAUAAGGGUGUCAGAUCGCUCUUGAUGGGAUGCGAGAAACUCAGACGGUUUGCGUUGUAUCUCAGGCCGGGGGGGUUGACGGACGUGGGGUUAGGAUACGUAGGGAGGUACAGUCCGAACGUGAGGUGGAUGCUUCUCGGUUACGUUGGGGAGAGUGACGAGGGACUGAUGGAGUUCUCGAGAGGAGGGGGUUGUCCGAGGCAGCUGCAGAAGCUGGAGAUGAGAGGUUGUUGCUUCAGCGAGAGGGGAAUCGCUGCAGCUGUGAUGGAGCUGCCUUCGCUGAGAUACCUGUGGGUGCAAGGGUACGGAGCUUCGGCGACGGGGGAAGAUCUGAGGGUGAUGUCUAGACCGUACUGGAACAUUGAGCUGAUUCAGGCAAGAAGAGUCCCGGAAGUGGAUGAGAUGGGAGAGGUGAGUGAGGUGGAGCAUCCGGCUCAUAUACUGGCGUAUUACUCACUCGCUGGUCACAGAACAGAUUCUCCACCAACUGUUAGAGUCCUGAAGGAGCUAUGAUGAUUGAUUGAUUGAUUGAUGAUUCCAAAGCAGGUUUGUACAUAAAAGAUUCUUCCAUGAACUUGUGUAUAAUGGAUUCUUUUACUUCUUCUAACUGUUGGUGUUGAGAGAUUAAAUAGAGGUUUUGAGAGAUUUGUUGUAUAUUUUUUGAUUUCUCCAAUAUACAGAAAAUGAACCUCCACACCUUUAGAGUUUUAUAUAUUUUUUCACUUUCUGAGGAA